Messenger RNA from Eutrema salsugineum, 195 nucleotides. RefSeq lists its product as uncharacterized. The record is from RefSeq and is a predicted model, not a curated record. Lineage: Eukaryota; Viridiplantae; Streptophyta; Magnoliopsida; Brassicales; Brassicaceae. The coding region runs from base 1 to 195 and encodes 64 amino acids. The transcript has 2 exons.
AUGGAAAUAAAUAGAGGUACAUCAUUCAAUCAACAAGAGGAUGAGCUAUUGUGUCAUGUGUAUUUAGAAAUAUCACAAGACCCAAUAGUCAGCAAUAACCAAGCUUUGAAAAAGUUAUGGGAAAAAAUAAAAGUAGCUGAAUUUGAAGAGCUGCAUAAUUCAAGUGGAGAAUAUGCAUCCAAGUGGUGCAUCUGA